AUGAACCUAGCCAAGAAGAACCUCAAAUUCUCACUCAAAACCCCGCCGGCCACCUCCUCUCCUCCGCCGCCGCCAGACCCCACCGCAGUUGCCAAAUCGAUACUCAACUCCGGCGAUCCAGAAUCCCUUGCCCAAACCCUCAGCUCCAUCCCCAAGUGGAACCCUAACCUAGUCGAGACAGUCCUCAAACGUCUCUGGAACCAUGGCCCCAAAGCCCUCCAAUUCUUCGACCUCCUCGACCGGCACCACUCCCCGCACUGCCACUCCGCCGCCGUCUUCGACCACGCCAUCGACAUCGCUGCCCGACUGCGGGACUACAAGUCUGUCUGGGCCCUCGUGAGCCGAAUGCGGUCCAUGAAAUUGGGCCCCUCCCCCAAAACCUUUGCCAUAAUCACCGAGCGGUACGUUUCUGCCGGAAAAGCCGACAAGGCCGUCAAAGUGUUCCUGUCCAUGCACGAACACGGCUGCCAGCAGGACCUAAACUCGUUCAACACGUUUCUCGACGUUCUAUGCAAGUCUAAAAGGGCAGAAAUGGCUUACCGGCUGUUCAAGAUCUUCCGGGGGAGGUUUAGGGCCGACGUGAUCAGCUACAACAUCAUUGCAAAUGGUUUCUGCCUAAAGAAGCAGACCCCACGCGCCUUGGAAGUCGUGAAGGAGAUGGUGGAGAGGGGUUUGGAGCCAACCCUGACCACAUACAAUACACUGCUCAAGGGUUAUUUUGGGGCAGGGCAGAUCGAAGAAGGGUGGGCAUUUUUCUUGCAGAUGAAAAGGAGAAAGGUAGAAAUUGAUGUUGUGAGCUACACAACUGUGAUUCACGGACUUGGCGUUUCGGGCGAGGUGGAAAGGUCGAAAAAGGUGUUUGACGAGAUGUGUGGAGCCGGUGUGCUCCCUUCUGUUGCCACUUACAAUGCCCUGAUUCAGGUACUGUGCAAGAAGGACUGUGUGGAAAAUGCUGUUGUGGUGUUUGAGGAGAUGUUGAGAAAAGGCUACACGCCGAAUGCAACGACCUAUAAUGUUGUAAUUCGUGGGCUUUGCCAUGCGGGUAAAAUGGAUACAGCUGUUGAGUAUAUGGAGAAGAUGGGCAGUGAUUGUGAUCCAAACAUUCAGACGUUUAACGUGGUUAUUAGGUACUAUUGUGAUGAUGGGGAAAUCGAGAAAGCUUUGGAGGUGCUGGAUAGGAUGAAUGGUGGUGGGGCUUGUUUGCCGAAUUUGGAUACUUACAAUAUUCUGAUUGGUGCAAUGUUCGUGAGGAAGAAGUCGGAGGACUUGGUGGCUGCCGGGAACCUUUUGGUGGAAAUGGUCGAUCGGGGGUUUUUGCCUCGUAAGUUUAUUUUCAAUCGGGUGUUGAAUGGGCUUAUGCUGACUGGUAAUCAAGGAUUUGCUCAGGAGAUUCUGAGGAUGAUGAGUGUAAAUGGCAAUCUUCCUCGUCAUUUUAGGUUGUGA
Molecule: messenger RNA, 1443 nt
Organism: Striga hermonthica
Lineage: Eukaryota; Viridiplantae; Streptophyta; Magnoliopsida; Lamiales; Orobanchaceae
Source: the annotation of a GenBank genome assembly